This is a messenger RNA of Cebus imitator (Panamanian white-faced capuchin), 3992 nucleotides long. RefSeq names its product mucin-2-like. Gene Ontology annotation, cellular component: plasma membrane; Golgi apparatus. The record is from RefSeq and is a predicted model, not a curated record. NCBI's taxonomy places the organism in Eukaryota, Metazoa, Chordata, Mammalia, Primates, Cebidae. The transcript is spliced from 8 exons. The coding region runs from base 192 to 3992 and encodes 1266 amino acids. Gene Ontology annotation, biological process: activation of protein kinase B activity.
AGUUGGGAUUGGAGAACAGAUUUCCCACAGCCAGCCCAGAUGAGGAUUGCUGGGAGACAGCUGCAGGCAGAUUCACCCAAUGGGAGCAGCCAAAGCUAAGCCCCUCAGCAUGCAGGGUUGCAGGUAUAAAGGGCAAUGAAGAGGCUGAAAAAUAUUUCCGGAGUUAAGCUUGUGAUAUUGGCAGUUCAAGAAUGGACAGAAAACAGGGGAAAUACGUAGUGAAUAGUGAACGCUCUGGAAACCAGCAAGCUUUCCUGAGCCCAAGAAACCAUGAAGCUCACAAUUCAGCAUGUCAGUUCUCUACAUCAGUGGAAAUAACUGGUGAUGUUGGUACCAAUUUAAGUGCUGUCUGCACCAGCCCAGCGACCCUUGAACACUCUGAAUUUCUAAACAGAGAAUUCCAACAUUGUCAGGUGAAACGAAAUUUCUUCUGUGACUGGUCUCUAUGGAAAACCUUUCUCGCUUGUCUCUUAGCCUGUUUGAUAACAACAGCAAUUGGAGUACUCAUAGUAUCCCUGGUGUAUAAUGGGAAAAAUAAUAAUGCCUCUAUUGUUAUCCAAUUUCCCCAAAGCCAUGGAACAACCUCAUCUGCCACUGGAAUAACCUUAUCUACAGUUUCUCAACCUACAGUUACCACUAUGAUAAUAAAUUCUACCACAAAAUCCACUUCAACUAAGCCUGCUAUCAUGAGAACCACUGCAAGCACUUCUAUAGAACCUACCAGCACAAUGAACUCCACUAACACUUCAAAUGCAACUACAAUAUCACUAGCCACCACUUCAACUGAAGCCAAGGCCACAACAAAUGCAGGAAUUUCCACAGAGGCUAUAAUCACAACAGCCACCACUACCACCUCUCCUAAACCCACAACCAAAACAUCAGCCACCACUACAGCAGAACAGUUUGCCACCACAACUAUAGGCAGUUACACUGAAGCAAGAACGACAAGAGCCAACAUGAUCACCUCAGCUGAAUCCACAACCAUAACAACAGACAGCACUACAACUGAACAGUCUGCCAUCACAACUACAGGCAUUUCCACUGAGGCUACAACCACAAUAACCACCACUACCACCUCUACUGAACCCACCACCACCAGAACAACCAGCACUACAACUGAACACUCUGACACCACAACUGUGGGCACCUCCACUGAGGCUGCUACCACAGCCACCACCGCUGACAUCUCUAAUGAACCCACCACCACAACAACAGCCAGUACUACAACUGAACAGUCUGCCACAAUUGCAGGUACCUCCACUGAGGCUAUGACCACAACCACCAUGACUACCACCUCUACUGAUCCCACCACAACAAUGGCCAGCACUACAACUGAACAGGCUGCCAUCACAACUACAGGCACUUCCACUGAGGCUACAACUGCAACGACAACCACCAUCACCUCUACUGAACCCACCACCACCACAGCAGGCAGCUCUACAACUGAGCAGUCUGGCAUCACAACUGCAGGUACCUCCACUGAGGCUACAACCACAAUCACCACUACUACCUCUACUGAACCUAUAGCCACAACAACAGCCAGCACUAAAACUGAACAGUCUGCCCCCACAACUGCAAGUACCUCCACUGAGACUACAAUCACAACCACCACCACUACCACCUCUACUGAACCCAUAGCCACAACAACAGCUAGCACUACAACUGAACAGUCUGCCACUGCAACUGCUGGCACUUCCAGUGAGACUAUAUUCACAACCACCACCACUACCACCUCUACUGAACUCACCACAACAACAGUAGCCAGUGCUGCAACUGAACAGUCUGCCACCACAACUACAGGAACUUCCACUGAGGCUACAACCACAGCCACCACCACUACCAUCUCUACUGAACCCACCACCACAAAAACAGCCAGCUCUACAACUGAACAGUCUGACACUACAACUGCAGGCACUUCCACUGAGGCUGCUACCACAACCACCACCACUGAACCCAUAGCCACAACAACAGCCAGCACUACAACUGAACAGUCUGCCAUGACAACUGCUGUCACUUCCACUGAGACUACAGUCACAACUACCACCACUACCACCUCUACUGAACCCACCACAACAACAGUAGCCAAUGCUACAACUGAACAAUCUGCCACCACAACUACAGGAACUUCCACUGAGGCUACAACCACAGCCACUACGACUACCACCUCUACUGAACCCACCAUCACAAAAACAGCCAGCUCUACAACUGAACAGUCAGACACUACAACUGCGGGCACCUCCACUGAGGCUGCUACCACAACUACCACCACUGCCACCUCUACUGAACCUAUAACCACAGCAGCAGCCAGCACUACUUCUGGACAGUCUACCACCACAACUGCAGGUACCUCCACAGAGGCUACGACCACAACCACCACCACCACCUCCUCAACUGAACCCACCACAACAAUGGCCAGCACUACAACUGAACAGGCUGCCACCACAACUACAGGAACUUCCACUGAGGCUACAACCACAGCCACUACGACUACCACCUCUACUGAACCCACCAUCACAAAAACAGCCAGCUCUACAACUGAACAGUCAGACACUACAACUGCGGGCACCUCCACUGAGGCUGCUACCACAACUACCACCACUGCCACCUCUACUGAACCUAUAACCACAGCAGCAGCCAGCACUACUUCUGGACAGUCUACCACCACAACUGCAGGUACCUCCACAGAGGCUACGACCACAACCACCACCACCACCUCCUCAACUGAACCCAUAGCCACAACAACAGCCAGCACUACAACUGAACAGUCUGCCACCACAACUGCUGGCACUUCCACUGAGAGUACAAUCACAACAACCACCACUACUGCCUCUGCUGAACCCACCACAACAACAGUAGCCAGCCCUACAACUGAACAGUUGGCUACCACAACUGCAGGUACUUCCACGGAGGCUACAACCACAGUCACCACCACUACCACCUCUACUGAACCCACCACCACAACAACAGCCAGAACUACAACUGGACAGUCUGCCACCACAACUGCAGGUACCUCCACUGAGGCUAUGACCACGACCAUCACCACCACCACCUCAACUGAACACAUCCCCACAACAACAGUUGACACUACAACCGAACAGUCUGCCACCACAACUGCUGGCACUUCCACUGAGAGUACAAUCACAACCACCACCACUACCACAUCUACUGAACCCACCACAACAACAGUAGCCAGCCCUACAACUGAACAGUCUGCUACCACAAUUGCAGCCAGCUCUGCAACUGAACAACCUGCCACCACAAGUACAGGUACCUCCACUGUGACUACAACCACUGCAGCCAGCACUGUCUCCUCUACUGAACCCAUCCCCACAACAACAGUUGGCACUACAACUGAACAGUUGGCCACGACAUCUGCUGUCACUUCUACUGAGACUACAGUCACAACCACCACCACUACCACCUCUACUGAACCCACCACAACAACACACAACCACAACAUAACCAGCACUGCAAUUGAACAGUCUGCCACCAUAACCAUAGGCACUUCCACUGAAGCUACAACCCCCACAGUCACCACUGCCACCUCUACAGAACCCACAGCCACAACAACAUCUACGACACCAGUAGUAACCAGAAACACCAUUGAAACAACUGCCACAAUAAUGUCAGGCCCUUCCACUGUGGCUACAACUACAACAGCCACCACUCUCCCUUCUACUGUACCCACAACCACAAUAGCAACUAGCACCGAAACUAAACAGACUGCAGCAAUGACUGCUGGUACUUCCACAGAGGGUACAACCAAAAUUACCACUACUGUCACUGAGUUGACAACCACAAUAGCAGCCAUGUUGCCCAUUGAACAGACUAGUACAACAACUUCAGGGACUUCCACUUACACUACUAAUGUUACUUCAACCGACCUUACAACAGUAACUACUUCAACGGAACAUACAACUCCCGAACCCACAACCAUCAACACAAACACACAAACACCUGCAACAAUACAAAGACUUUCUUAUGGCAAAUAA